AUGCCCGCAGUUGUAAUUGAUCUCGGAAGCUACAGAUGCCGCGCAGGAUUUGCAGGCCAAGAAGUUCCAAAAGUUGACAAGCUUACACUUGAGCUUGGUGGACAGCCAUUCCAAGGCAGAGUUCCAAAUUUCUUCGAUCAAUACAAAGUUGUUGUCAAGAAACUUUACGAAUUACUUGGAGUUUCUCCUUCUGCACAACCAGCAUAUGUCACAAUGUCAUUAAGAACAUCUGACCAAGCUCAGAAGCAAAUCGAAGAAUUUUUCAGAAAUGAGCUUAAAGUUCCAGCAUUAUACCUCGAAAAAUCAUUUGUCAUUAACGCAACAUGCACAGGAAAUGCAGUCCUUGUGGAUCUUGGCUAUCAAAAGUCAGAGAUUACAUGCAUUGCAGAAGGAACAUUUGUCGAUGGAUCCGGAGUUGUCCACGUUUGCAAUGGCAAUGAACUCGCUAACUACAUCAAGAAGGCCUUCAAGGUUGAUGACCCAGCUUUGAUCGAAGAAAUCAAGUCUGAAAAAAUUUCAGUUGUUCCAAACUUCGAUGAAGCUUGCGAGAAGGGAUUACCUGAUGUUGAAUUCAAGGGCCACAAGCUUACUGGCCAAGAGCUCUUAAACGCUGGAGAAUCCUAUUUCAUCCCAUUCUUCAUCAACGAAAACCUCGAGAGUGAUGGCCUCCACAACGAUAUCUUCAACUCGGUCAAGAAAUCCCCAGUCGAUUACAGAGCCAAGUUAUGCGAAAAUAUCGUCGUUUACGGAGGUGGAGCCAACAUGAAGGGUCUCCAGGCCCGCCUCGAGAAGGAGGUCAAGGGCGUCGUUCCUCCAGCGACAAAGGAUAAAGUCAAGGUUAAAGUCGUCGACAAACCAGCUUACUACUCUUGGCUCUGCCUCUCCGUCUACGCUGAUGCAAGACCACAGGCUGCCAAAUAA
Messenger RNA from Trichomonas vaginalis G3, 921 nucleotides. Its product is annotated as ATP binding. NCBI's taxonomy places the organism in Eukaryota, Parabasalia, Trichomonadida, Trichomonadidae. The transcript has a single exon. The record is from RefSeq and is a predicted model, not a curated record. Bases 1 to 921 code for a protein of 306 amino acids.